ACUUGGGUCACCAAGGCAUUUAUAAUCCAUAUCCAGCAUUUGUUCACGCACAACUGGGUCGGUAUGGAAGAGGCAGACCUGGUCAAGGAGCGGCUCCAAGCCAUAACGGAUAAGAGGAAAGUCCAAGAGGACAUUGCUCAUAAAAAGCUGGAGAUUGACAAGGAGAAAUUAAAGCUUCAGCACUUAAAGAAAAAGUCAUUGAGAGAGCAAUGGCUCAUGGAUGGAGCAGCCACCCAGAGCCCACAGCAGAGAGAGACUUUGAGGGGAGAUCAACAACAAACUAAGCUCCUCCAGACCAGCAUCCACAGGAUUGAGAAAGAGAUUGAGGCUAUGGAGAGGGAAGAGACGAUGAUAUCAAAAAACGAGGGCUUCAUACUGAAGAGACUGAAGGCUAUUGAGAAAACCCCUGAGGAGAUAAUAAAGGAGGCAAAUGAGAAUUUCAAAGAAGAGACAAUCUAUAUUUCCCCAGCUACUCUAGAUGUCCCAAAGUUCUAUAAGCCUCAAAUUUCAAGGAAGCAGUCCUUUAAAUUUAAUAAGGACACACCCAAACAAACCAUGUUUGCAAUGGAGAUCAACGUCCAGAAGGACCUCCGUACCGGGGAGAGCCGGGUCCUGUCUACAUCCACCGUCACCCCCCAGGAGCUACAGCAGAGAGGGGUUAAAGUCUACGACGACGGCCGUAAGUCCGUCUAUGCCCUGCAGUCUGAUGGGUCUCACCUGGGGAAUGGAGUGGAUGAGCUCAGCCCUAUAGAGGUGGAGGAGCUGCUGCGAGCAGCCACAGAACAGAAGAAGUCUCAGAGAGGACCUCGGGGCCACCAGGGCCAUCAGGAAUCAGCACCUGCAUUCUCCCCUAACUAUAGCCCUCGGGGCCACCAGGAACCAGUGCCUGUAAUUUCCCCCAACUGUGGCCCUCUGGGCCACCAGAAACCAGUGCCUGCAUUCUCCCCCAACUGUGGCCCUUUGGGCCACCAGGAAGCAGUGCCUGCAUUCUCCACCCCCUGUGGCCCUCGGAGCCACCAGGAGCUCAGCCCAAUGGAGGUGGAGAAGCUGCUCCGAAAGGCUAUAGUGCAGAAGAUGCCUCAAAGCGAAGCUUUCCCACAGGACCAUCAGGUUCACCAGGAAUCAGUGCCUGCAUUCUCCACCACCUCCGGCAGGAGUGCCUCAGCCUCCAACAGGCCCCAACAGAGUCAUGCUAAAGUCCUCCAAGGAACCAAUGGGAAUGGGUAUCAGCAGGAGUUGUAUGAGCAUGACGUCCUCUCCAGGAAGGAGCUCCACUACAUUGAUGGAGUCCACUACUCAGGGCCGGAGAGUCUCUCCUCCUCCCCUCACAUUCCAGUCCCCUCUUUCAUCUGCAGGAAGGACGAGGAGUACUACCAGCCAACCAACGGGUACAACCAGAACCCUUUCUCCUAUGGCGGGGAGUUUCACCCCACCCACAACUCCUACCAUAGCCCUAGAGAGAGCCAGCAAGGCGGGAUGUUUUACAACUCGUCGGCUAAAAAGGACCAGAAACCAUCUCCGAUCUACCAGGAAGACUUGCACUUCAGUAUCCUGAACGCCAUAGACACAUCUGAGCCUAUCACUGCGAUCUUUAUGGGCUACCAAACCGCCAAGGAUGACAGUGGACGCGGUCUGGGCUACGAAGGGUCCAUCCGGGCUGAGCUUGUCGUCAUUGGCGAUGAGGAUGGGGUGGACGAGAGUAACCCUCAGCUUAACACCUACAACCCGGAUGGAUACAACAACUGGGGUUAUCAUCACUCUCAACCUCAACAGAAAUUAAUACAGUACAUGGCAGAGCCCACCGCUAAUAUUAACGCUAACAAUGCGUCACCGUACACAGCGUCAAAGAAGUUGGUCUACCCUGGUCAACAGGCCAAAGAGGCAUGCUACCCAUAUUCAGACGGACAGUUGGACGCGACAGAGAAGCGCCCAGCCCCAGCUUCAAGUACGUGUAUGGAGAAACCGGAACAGUUUGUGUAGAAAUACUCCAUGCAAGACUCAUCAACCCUUCAAGUUCCAUGACGAGGAGGAAGAAACACAUCUUUGCGCAACACAUUCGACGAACACCGAGCACACUUCUGUGAGGCCAUCAACUUUAUAUUUGGAUUCCAAAUAUAAUUCUCAAUACAAGGUUCUGUUUAAAAGUGUAAAACAUGUUUGUUCAUAAUGUUUCCUUACACAGAGUAUUAGAGCUUAAAAUAUACCAAUGAUGUCAUUUCGAGAAGGAACAACCAGUCUAAAAACAGACUUUUGAAGGGAAUCGCUGAUCUUAAAUGAAAUAUCUGCUUGUUCAAUGUUCCUGAAGAUAUCAGUGCAUUUGAUGUUUACUCUCCAGCCUUUACGCUGCUGCCAGAUAUAUUUUCCUCCUCUACUGUAGGCUACUAGCCAGCACUUUUCAUAUGCUAACAAACCUUUUUAGAGUGCCUUAAUGUAAUUUGCUGUUGAAACUGUAACCUGCUUGUGUAUUGGUAUAAUAAAGUCAUGCUAACAAAAUCAUUAAAAAGCUAAUUGUCACGCAA
Oncorhynchus mykiss (rainbow trout) is the source of this 2519-nucleotide messenger RNA. It is a transcript of the gene palmda, whose product is annotated as palmdelphin a. Gene Ontology annotation, biological process: regulation of cell shape. Gene Ontology annotation, cellular component: cytoplasm; membrane. The record is from RefSeq and is a predicted model, not a curated record. Lineage: Eukaryota; Metazoa; Chordata; Actinopteri; Salmoniformes; Salmonidae.